Messenger RNA from Caenorhabditis angaria, 443 nucleotides. The record is from the annotation of a GenBank genome assembly. Lineage: Eukaryota; Metazoa; Nematoda; Chromadorea; Rhabditida; Rhabditidae.
AUGAAAAUGUUUUUAUUUCUUGUUUUGAUUCCGGCGGCCUUGGCCGUUGAUUCUGUACUUCUAGCAAAGUACGGUGAAAAAACCACUAUUCAAAUUUCCGAUGAGAAAAUCAAGGCGUUCACAAGAGAUACAGGAUCUGAUUUGGAAACCUAUAAUAUUGAGGGACCGAAUAAAAACAAAUGGAUUGAUAAGGUAGGAAGAUAAAGUUUUUCAAAAUCUAUAAACAUUUUUUAUAGAAAGGGAAAACCAUCGGAGACCCAAAAAACUACGAAUUCAAGCCACCUGGAACAUUAAUCAUCAAAAAAUUUUCAAAACUCGAUGGGGGACAUUAUGAUUAUAUUCCACUUGUUCCACCACCACCUCUUAAUUUGGAACCUGAUAUUCAUGUUGAUCCAGGAGUCACUGGAGUCGAUGUUGUUACUUUAGCAGAAACUAAAGACUAA